Messenger RNA from Strongylocentrotus purpuratus (purple sea urchin), 1188 nucleotides. RefSeq lists its product as uncharacterized. The transcript has 2 exons. The record is from RefSeq and is a predicted model, not a curated record. NCBI's taxonomy places the organism in Eukaryota, Metazoa, Echinodermata, Echinoidea, Camarodonta, Strongylocentrotidae. Bases 113 to 760 code for a protein of 215 amino acids.
GAGUUGAUAAGUAUCAUUCAGUGUUUGCACCGGUUCCGAGAGAUGAGACUUCUCUGCCUUCAAUCCUGAAAACUAUAUUGACAGCUAAGAUUCUGGAGUUUUAACAAGCAUCAUGUCUUCAUCUUCAUACCUUCUUGGCUUUGCGAUAAUAACAUUAGUCCUGUGCUUCAAUACUGACGCAAGACCAUAUGGCAAGUACCCAGCACCAGAGAAACCAGAGAAGCCACAGCGACCAGAAGGGCCUGUACAGCCAUUCGCCUUCUUGAGGACGUUUGGAGGAUACCUUAAUCCUGCCUCCCUAGUAACCCCUGCAGCACUUAAACGCCAGACCAUCCUGGACGGCCCGGUCAACCAAGUGGAUUAUCCCGACCUACCCGAUAUCCCCGAUGCACCUGAUAUUCCUGACGCACCAGAUGCCCCUGAUGCCCCUGACGCACCCGACGCCCCUGACGCACCCGACUAUGAGGAGUACGAGCCUCUUGAUACACCAGACGUCGGGGCGAACGAGAGUCCAGGGAUUUUCUCCGAUGGCGGAUUUGGCUUCCUCGGAGGAGGCGGGGCGCCUUUCAUGAUGACGGGUGGUAAGGCUCCUAGCUCGAUGGGCAAGGGGAUGAUGACCGAGUACAAGAAAGGUUCUAGUUCAGGAUCCAGCGUCGGCAUCGCUUUCGCCGUGCUCGCCAUCAUCGGAUGCACUAUUGCGCUCGGGGUGUUCUUCUUCAAAAAGUACAGACACCGUAUUCCAGUUAUCGUCCUUAAGUAAAUCGCAUCCUGCAAACUCGUUUCUAUUGUCUCAAAGACUGCUGGACAUUCUUGUGAAACUUCGUGUAUGUCCAUGAAUUCAACAUGUUAACAUUCGUGUUUGGCCUUUUCAUGUAAAGGCAGACGGUGGCAUAACCUUGCGAUAAUCGGGGCUUUGCAACAUACAAGGAGUUUCGGGCGAUAAGAGGAACAUGUUUUAAAAUAGACUCUUGACGAAUUUGCACAAUUACGAUAAAGAUUAACUGAUUAACAAAUUGCUUCCUUUAGUCUGUGUCACCGACAUCCAAAUAAAUGUACGUACCUCGGACACCGAGUAUUAUGGAUUGUACAAUUUUUAAUUUCAAGUAUCUGUGUCUUGAUGGUAUUCGUUUGGCAAUUUGCAUUUAUCACGAAGAAAUAAAAAGAUGUAUAAAUGCAUUAUUUAGUGAA